Messenger RNA from Micropterus salmoides (largemouth bass), 1516 nucleotides. RefSeq names its product mitochondrial ribosomal protein S30 (gene mrps30). The transcript is spliced from 5 exons. The coding region runs from base 21 to 1307 and encodes 428 amino acids. Gene Ontology annotation, biological process: translation. NCBI's taxonomy places the organism in Eukaryota, Metazoa, Chordata, Actinopteri, Centrarchiformes, Centrarchidae. Gene Ontology annotation, cellular component: mitochondrial large ribosomal subunit; mitochondrion; ribosome. The record is from RefSeq and is a predicted model, not a curated record. Gene Ontology annotation, molecular function: structural constituent of ribosome.
CGGAAGAAGAAGUUGAAGUCAUGAGAAACAUGGCGGUCCACAGACGGCUGUCCUUGCUGUUCCCUAAAAAUCUGCCUCCGUUUAGAAAUCAAAAGCUUGUCCACACCGAGGCCGCCGCCAAGGAGCCCGCGUAUCCCCCCAUCGCCCCCUCUCUCACGGCUAAAAGCACAUCUGCCCGGCGGCGUCAGGUUGAGGAACAGGUACAAAAGAUAUGUGCCUCUCCCGUGGAGGAGAAGCUCUCCCUCAUCACUCGCAUCCAGCGGAAGAAAUUUGUGAUUUACCCUCAGACUUUCGCACGGAACGCAGACAGAUGGUACCAGCACUUCACCAAGACAGCAUAUAUUCCGGGCCUGCCCGAGAAAUUCACCCCGGGGGAGGAGAGGUCGCCGCCAGGGGCUGCAGAAAUCACGCUACCAGGGAUUGAAAAUGAUGCAUUCGCGGACAUCCGCUCCUUGGUCAGUCGUGUGAUUUUACAGGAGCACUUUCACAUUAAGAAACGCAAACCUUUCCUGUCCAGAGAACAGGAGCAGAUGGUUGGACCUUUUCUGAGAAACCUGGUGACUGGACUCACUUACAGUGUGGCCAAGUACAAUCCACUGCUCCGCCUCUCCAGCCUGGAUAUUAAUCCACAGGUAAACUUUUAUUGGAGGAGAGGCCAGAGAAUCAUCCCCAAGGGGCACCGGAGAGGCCGGCUCGAGCCAACCAGGUUCCAGAUUGAUGACGUCCCGCACAGUCAAAUUAGGAUUACUCAACAACUGCCACAGUUUACCCCGCUGGAGGCUUCCUACACAGCUGAAGUUCCAGAGGUCAAAUAUGCUCCCAACCUGAUGCCUCUGUUCAGAAGACAGUAUGAUAACAACAUCUUUACAGGUGCCAAGCUACCAGACCCAGCGUGCUACGGUCACACUCAGUUCCACCUGGUGCCCGAUCGGUACCACAGAGACCGGAUGGCUCGACGGCAGCAGUCCGAUCAGGUGGAGGUCUUCCUCAGAGCCAAUGGACUCGCCAGCCUCUUCGCCUGGACAGGAGCUCAGGCCAUGUACCAGGGUUUCUGGAACCACGAGGAUGUCACCAGGCCUUUUGCGUCACAGGCUGUGAUCACAGACGGACAGUUCUUCUCCUUCUUCUGCUACCAGCUCAACACUGUGGCCCUCUCUGUGGAGACGGACGCCAACAACCCCAGGAAAAACCUUCUGUGGGGCACUGAGAGCCUGCAACUGUACGAGAGUGUGCAGGAUGGAGCGGUGGUGGGUCUGAACAACAGUGUCAUCAGGCUCCUGGUUCAAUUCCUCAUGAACCAGCCGUAGAGUUCUUGUGGUUCCUGUCUUGUUUUAAGGGGAGAUUACCUCGAGUCUGUGUUCUCCGAGGCUUUGAAAGAUGCAAGAGAAGGAGCUUUGUAAGAGCCCAGCAUGGCAGACCAGAGGAAGUUUUGUCAGAUUGUAUAAAAUGUAAUGUUUAAAAAAGCAGAAAAAUCUGGAACAAAGUACUCAAUAAAUACUACACGCACAUCCCUGAC